Molecule: messenger RNA, 1061 nt
Organism: Mytilinidion resinicola
Lineage: Eukaryota; Fungi; Ascomycota; Dothideomycetes; Mytilinidiales; Mytilinidiaceae
Exons: 2
Coding region: 154-678 (174 amino acids)
Biological process (GO): mitochondrial translation
Cellular component (GO): mitochondrial large ribosomal subunit; ribosome
Molecular function (GO): structural constituent of ribosome
Source: RefSeq, a predicted model, not a curated record
CACGAGAUCGUCGCGCGCCAUCCUGCAAUCCAGCAAAGAACAAUUGACUAUUUGAGGCACAGUCUAAUGCUCUGAAGCCCCCCUGCGCAAUCCAACCGCUCCCAGCAAUUCCCUAACGGCAAUUGGCCUCCUACUCCUUCCCCAACCUUCACCAUGGUCCGCUUCGGCAGGAAAGAAGUCUACCUACCCAACGCGGUAAUAGCGCUAAUCAAAUCCGAACACCUCCCCGCAACCCACGCCAAAUUCCGCGUCCCCCUCACCUUCUCCAAGCUCGACCUGCGCGACUACCUCUUCCACGCCUACGGGCUCCGCACCGACAAAAUCCGCUCCUACGUGCAACAGCAGCGCGUGCAGCACGACCGGCCCGACGCGACCGUGCCACAGCAGAACAAGUGGUUCCGGCCGAAAGCGAUCAAGCACAUGACGGUCGAAAUGGACAAGCCGUUUGUGUGGCCGGAAGAUCCGGAGAGCUGGGAGCCGUGGAGCAAGGAGAUUUAUAGUCAGCUGCAGGACGAUGCGGAUGGGAGGGACAAACCGGCGACCAAGAUCAAGGAGGCGAGGGAGGAGGCGCAGACGUUGGCGAAGCAGGCGAGGGAGUUGUUGCAGGGGAAGAAGCGGUGGAGGCCGACGCCUGUGGAUGAGGUGGUGGAAGAGGUGGAUAGGGAUGUUAAGAUAUGAGGAAUGAGGAAUGAGGACGGAUGUGGGAAAUGGUGCAACGAUUGGGUGCUUCACAGUUGUAGAUGGCUGUUAAGUAGCAGUGUAUUUUUGAAGAGGUGUGUAUAAUAGUGUCCACAGCACGAAAAUUCACGGGGCAUUUGGCAUCCAGCAUUUGGCAGGAAAGAUUUGUGAGUGUCACUCUUCACUAGGAAGGCAUACGUGGAACACGGUGCUAUGUCUGAAAGAUCAUGUGGAUUCGGGUGAAGUUCUCAAAAUCUCCAUUAUGUUCACUCUUAUUUCCAAUCUGCACAUUAACUAUCCCUGACCUAACCAAUGAAACGAACGUACUCCACCAUUCAAACGUAUUAUGUCCGGGUAUCCGUCAUAAACGAACGACAGAAUAC